Messenger RNA from Penicillium vulpinum, 1155 nucleotides. RefSeq lists its product as uncharacterized. Gene Ontology annotation, cellular component: membrane. Gene Ontology annotation, biological process: transmembrane transport. The transcript is spliced from 4 exons. Bases 1 to 1155 code for a protein of 384 amino acids. Gene Ontology annotation, molecular function: transmembrane transporter activity. NCBI's taxonomy places the organism in Eukaryota, Fungi, Ascomycota, Eurotiomycetes, Eurotiales, Aspergillaceae. The record is from RefSeq and is a predicted model, not a curated record.
AUGGACAACACUGAGGGUUGUGACGAUCGGUAUUCUAACUCCAGUCGGAGAAUAGCGGACUUUCGAGUUUUACCCCUCCUGGUAAUUGGAUUCGCUAGCUAUCAGCUUGACAGAACCAAUAUUGCUAGCGCACUCACGGGAAAUUUUGCAACUUACAUAUCCGUCGACCAAAACAUUAUCAAUCUCGGAAAUCAACUGAUGUUCCUGGGUGUUAUUGUGCUGGAGAUACCAUCAAAUAUUAUUCUACACAAAAUCGGCCCUCGCCAAUGGAUCAGUGGACAAGUUUGCAUAUUCGGGAUAGUAGCAUGUCUACAAGUACUUGUGCGCAAUAAGUUAGGCUUUCUACUCACCAGGACGUUUUUGGGUCUUGCUGAAGCUGGGUAUAUCCCUGGUGCAAUGUAUACACUUUCUACUUGGUAUACCAAACAAGAGUUGACAAAACGAAUCGCCAUUUUCUUCUUCGGCAUGUUUGGUGGAACCGCUGUUUCUCCGCUUCUUGGAGCUGCUCUCUUGAAACUGGACGGAAAAUACGGUCUUUUUGGCUGGCAGUGGAUAUUCCUCGUCGAGGGUCUGUUGUCCGUUGCGGUUUCUAUCGUCCUCUUUUGCUUCCUUCCUAAGUACAAGGAAUCCCCUAUAUCGUCUAACCGACUGAGCAUUUCGGAAUCCGGAGAGCAUCGCCUAAUCAAUAAAACAUUGGCUCACCCUGGUAAAACGCAUAUAUCAUUCAAGUUCGUUUGGGACACGUUAACGAACAUACGGAAAUGGCCGCACUUUAUUGCCACAGGUUGUGUCUUUGCUACGUGGAGCCCUCUCACAACUUAUACCCCGAGCAUUUAUAUGGAGCUGGGUUUUUCUCGAAUUACGGCAAAUGCACUUUGUGCAAUCGGAAGUUUACUCACUCUCCCCGUGAUUCUCUUUUUCGCGUGGGUGAGCGACAAAUCGAACAAAAGGGGCCUCACUGUUAUGGCUGCUAUCUUUGUCUACUUGAUCGCGUUGGUAAUUCUGAGAAUCAUGAUGCACCAUGUGGAUAAAUGGGGCAAGUUUGGACUCUGGACAACAGUCAAUGCUUUGGCUGUAGGCUAUCAUCCGAUCCACAAUUCGUGGAUCCAAAUUAACUGCGAGAGUCCCGAAGAGAGAAAUAUAAGCGUUGCGUGA